UUUAUUUAUUCCUGUCUAUUAGGCGUGGAUAAUUAGUAGGAAAAAGAAAUUGAACUGAAUCUGUACCUGAUGGAGUCCGCAGCCAUCCCGGGACAGAGUCCGGUGGAGAUGGAGUUUUCACAGGAGAACGUAGAGACGGCUCUCUACCAGCUGUACUUUGAUCCAGACAUGGACCGUAAGAAUGGAGCUCAGAAGUGGUUAACCCAAGCCCAGGCCUCUGCACAGGCAUGGCAGUUCUGCUGGGCCCUGCUCAGCCUUGAUAAGAUCCCAGAGAUUCAGUUUUUUGGUGCCAGCACCCUCCACAUCAAGAUCUGCCGCCACUGGGGUGACCUCCCUGCAGAGCAGCAUGAAGACCUCCGGAUACAGCUUCUUUCCCAUAUCUUGCACUUCUCUUCUGGCCCCAGAAUGGUGCUGACUCGACUGUGUGUAGCGCUGGCCUCAAUGGCUCUUAACUUAAUCCCCCAAGCCUGGUCCGAGCCAGUGGCAGACAUGGUGACGGCAUUCCAACCUCAGAAACCAGAUUCUGAAGAUAACCCUGGUGCGAAGCCUUAUCAGGACCCCCAUGCACAUUGUCUUGCUCUCCUGGAGCUCCUUACUGUACUUCCAGAGGAGUUCCAGAGCAGUCGUCUGGCCCAAGCUCGUCGUGCCCAGCUCAGGGAAGCUCUAGCCGGGGAGUGGGCUGUGGUGUGCGGCAUGCUCCGACAGCUCCUACAAAGCCAGGACUCGUCUGUUCAGGUGAAGGAGAAAGUUCUCCGCUGCCUCUCUAGCUGGGUAGGGCUGAAUGUGUCACUAGGGGAAACCCAGGAACUGGUCCAGGACUGUUUCACAGCACUGUCCGACCCGGAAUUGUUCGACACUGCAGUGGAGACUAUUGUUACUGCAAUCUCACAGCCGGAUUGCCAGAGGUUCAUUAAUGUUCUGCUGAGUCUGAUGCCUCUGGUGCUGGGCCUUUAUGACCAGCUGAAGACAGCAGCUCAGGACAGGGACAUGGAGACCACCCAUGGUAUUUGUCGCAUUGCUGUUGCUUUGGGGGAAACACACUCCAGGGUUUUGUUGGAACAACUGGACCACUGGCAGGAAUAUCUAGCUUUGGUGAACAUGAUUCUGUUCUGUACGGGAAUCCCUGGACACUACCCAGUUAAUGAAACCACAAGCUCCUUGACGCUCACCUUCUGGUACACACUGCAGGACGACAUUUUAUCUUUUGAGGAAGACAAGCAAGCGGUUUACCUGCAGGUCUACAAACCAGUUUACUUCCAGCUGGUGGAUGUGUUGUUGCUCAAAUCCCAGUACCCUUCCCAGGAGGAAUACACUUCCUGGUCUUCUGAUGACAAAGAGCAGUUUCGAAUUUACAGGGUGGACAUCUCAGAUACUCUAAUGUAUGUAUAUGAAAUGCUGGGAGCGGAGCUGCUUAGUAACCUCUACGACAGUCUGGGCAGGCUGCUUAUGGACCCCCAAGAGUCAGCAGCAUGGCAGGACACAGAAGCAUUGCUGUUCGGCUUCCAGUCCAUAGCCGAGACCAUUGAUGUGAACUAUUCCGAUGUUAUUCCUGGUCUUAUUGGUCUGAUCCCCAGAAUCAACAUCAGCAACGUGAUGCUUGCUGACACUGUCAUGUACACCAUAGGGUCGCUGGCUGAAUGGUUGGCAGACCAUCCUGUGAUGCUCGGUGGUAUAUUACCCAUGGUGCUGCGGGGCCUUGUGAAGCCAGAGCUGUCUGUGUCCAGUAUCUCCACACUUAAGAGGAUCUGCAGGGAGUGCCGGCAGGACCUCGCCCCCUAUGCUCAAGACAUUCUUACAGUCUCUCAGGAUGUGCUGGUGAAGGAAAUCCAUGAGAGCAGCCAGUGCAUGUGGCUGAUGCAGGCCUUGGGUUUCCUGCUGUCAGCCCUGCCAGCAGAGGAGGUUUUAGGCAGACUGCAUUCACUCAUCACCCCUCACAUCCAGCAGCUGGACUCACUGGCUCAUCAGGAGCCUAAUCCAGCAAAUAAACAGAGCAUCAUAUACAUCCUGGGCAUGCUGUCCAGCCUUUUUACCACCCUGGAUGUAAACAGGCAUCCAGAUGGCUUAGAGGAAGAAAAUGCCAGCCCCUCUCAGACCAUUCAAAACCCAAUUGUAGUUGUCCUGCAACAAGUGCUCCCUUUAAUCCAGAACAUUGUUAGCAAAUGGCUUCAUGACUUGGAAGUAGUCGAGGCAGUCUGUGGAGUCUUUGAUAAAUCAGUCCAGACCCUCCUGCAUGAUUUUGGCCCCAUGGUGGCUCAGCUGAGUGAGAUGCUGGGAAAAAUCUACAGGACUUACCCACAAGCCCCUGCCCUGGACCUGACACGUCAAAUGGUGCAUAUCUUUGCUGGGGAGGGGCAACACAUCUCUGACAUCCGAAGCCUUGUGGAAGUGUUAACCUCAACUACACUUUCUGUAUUCCAACAAGGUCCAAGGGAACAUCCUGACAUCGCAGAGUCAUUUAUGUACCUCCAUGCUCAGAUUCUUAAAAAGAGUUCAGAUUUACACUUGUCAGCCGAAUUAGACGUCAAAGCUCUGUUUUACUCAGGGAUCCUCUCCAUCAAGUUCCCAGAGACACCCACAGUUAAAGCUGCCUGCCUAUUCUUUACAGAGUUUUUAAGUCGCUGCAAAGACAUGCCAUCCCUUUGUGAUGUGCUGCAGAGGGAUGGAAAGCUCCUGACAGAGACAGUGCUACAGGGAGUUGGAGGGGGUUCUUCCCGCAGCCUGGUAGAGCACUUCUCCGAGGUUCUGCUCAGUCUGAACAGACAGUGUCCAGCCCUGCUGUCUCAGUGGCUGGCAGAAACCCUGCAGACCCCUGGGUUCCCUUCAGCGCAUGUGACUGCAGAGCAAAAGUACUCAUUCUCUCAGCAGAUUCUAAGGGAACAAACAAACAAGCGUCAUGUUAAGGAGACUGUGAAGGAGUUCUCCUUGCUCUGCAGGGGUCUGCAGGGGUCCGGGUACUCUGAAUGCUAGUCAGAGCUGCGGUUCUGUUCUGCUUUUCUGUUCAUCAGCAGCUCUUACCACAGAACAAUCUGGAUCCAUUUGAACAUGUCCAAGGUGUCCAAUAGGACUGUUCACUCAGGGUGUGACACUGGAAAACAACAAUAAUUGGACUGACCCCAACCACCACCACAUACACACUCUGGGGACUGUUAGAGACAUCUGGGUCACUGUCGGACAUGUUUUUAAUAAAAUACCUGUCAGAAAGUGUCACAGUGCCAUGAAUGUACAUCUACUGACAAAAAACACCGAUUAAACCAAUCUUUUGUUGCAGGUGAA
Messenger RNA from Girardinichthys multiradiatus, 3273 nucleotides. Its product is annotated as importin-13-like. The record is from RefSeq and is a predicted model, not a curated record. Gene Ontology annotation, molecular function: small GTPase binding. Gene Ontology annotation, biological process: protein import into nucleus. NCBI's taxonomy places the organism in Eukaryota, Metazoa, Chordata, Actinopteri, Cyprinodontiformes, Goodeidae. Gene Ontology annotation, cellular component: cytoplasm; nuclear membrane. The transcript has 21 exons. The coding region runs from base 70 to 2967 and encodes 965 amino acids.